AUGUCAGAUUUCAAGGAUAAGAGAGAGUUGUUGAAGCAACCGCUCCAUGGGAUUUAUAUCCCGAUUGCCCUCAUCAUCGUGGGCACUUGCAUCAUCGACUAUCACUACUUGCCAUACACCUUGUCUUUCGUGGCCAUUAUGUGUACUAUCAACUUCAUGGAUGCAUGGAAGAGAAGACACAGCGUGGAUCCAAUCAAGUGGAACGACUUGGAGUUAAUUGACAAGACGGUCAUUUCCAAGAACACCGCCAUCUACAGAUUUAAGUUGAACAAUGAAGAUGAGGUGUUGAAGGUUCCAACCGGACACCAUGUAGCAUGUUGCUUCAGCAUUGAUGGCAAGGACGAGAUCAGAUAUUACUCGCCAAUCUCGAACGAGUUUGAUACGGGCUUUUUUGACAUUUUGGUCAAGUCAUACCCUCAGGGUAAGGUUUCCAAGAGAUUUGCCAUGUUGAAGGAGGGCCAGACGGUCAAGUUCAGAGGUACUGUCGGCAGAUUGGAGUACAAGACCAACAUGGCUAAGGAGAUUGGACUUAUUGCUGGUGGUUCUGGUAUCACGCCGAUUUUGCAGGUGAUCACCAAAAUCAUCACCACACCAGAGGACACUACGAAGAUUAGCUUGAUCUAUGCCAACGAGACAGAAAACGAUAUUUUGUUGAAGAAUGAGUUGGAUGAGAUGGCCAAGAAGUACCCUAACUUCUCUGUCCACUACACGUUGACCACUCCGCCAACCAACUGGACUGGCUCUGUGGGGUAUGUUAAGAAGGACUUGGUAGAGCGUUACAUGCCUAAGCCUUCUGCUGACAACCGUUUGUUUAUCUGUGGACCUCCAGAGAUGAAGAGAAGUCUUAUUGAGAUUUCGUCUGAGUUGGGCUGGGAGAAGACUACCAUGAAGUCUGCUGCCUCUGAUCAGGUGUUCUGUUUUUGA
Messenger RNA from Sungouiella intermedia, 924 nucleotides. The record is from the annotation of a GenBank genome assembly. Lineage: Eukaryota; Fungi; Ascomycota; Pichiomycetes; Serinales; Metschnikowiaceae.